AUGGCGUCGCUUUCCGAACGAUAUGAUACACCACCAGAGCAGCCAGUUACGAUAAUUGAACAAGGGCCGAGACUAUCAAAGGGAUGGGGAAAGGGGCAGAGGGCGGUACAAUGCUGGACACAAAAAUUGAAAACCAGGCCUGAUGGAGCUGCAACACAGGGUGGCAGAGGGGAGGCCAUGCAGAGGCAAGUGACAGGACGGGAAAACGAGUCGGAACCAGAAAUUAUCGGAGACGUGGAAGGGGGAAGGGGGAAGGAGUACGGAGUAGUAAGAGGGUACAUUACAACAUACGAUAACUUACUCCGUACUCUGUUUUGGACGGGGGAUGAUGCUGCCAGGGAUGAAACAAGAAAGGUCGAAGAUCCAAGAGGCGUCUUUCAAGCAAGAGUUACGACAACACGGCGGCGGCGGCCGUUGCCAGACUCCAUAGCAGAGGAGCAACAGGGAACCGAGCGGAUUAGCGUUUAUUAG
Messenger RNA from Blastomyces gilchristii SLH14081, 471 nucleotides. RefSeq lists its product as uncharacterized. The transcript is spliced from 3 exons. NCBI's taxonomy places the organism in Eukaryota, Fungi, Ascomycota, Eurotiomycetes, Onygenales, Ajellomycetaceae. Bases 1 to 471 code for a protein of 156 amino acids. The record is from RefSeq and is a predicted model, not a curated record.